GACGAAAUGUGGCCAAGGUGGUCGAGGCAGCAACAGCAGCGGCGCCAGCAGCAGCAGCAGCAGCAGCAGAGCAGCAGCAGCAGCAGCAGCAGCAGCAGCAGCAGCAGCAGCACAGCAGCAGCACAGCAGCAGCAGCAGCAGCAGCAGCAGCAGCAGCAGCAGCAGCAGCAGCAGCAGCACCAGCAGCAGCAGCAGUCCACGGCACAAGACCUACCAUGACGUCGGCAGGUCUCAGAUUGUGGAGG
Molecule: messenger RNA, 245 nt
Organism: Closterium sp. NIES-67
Lineage: Eukaryota; Viridiplantae; Streptophyta; Zygnematophyceae; Desmidiales; Closteriaceae
Source: the annotation of a GenBank genome assembly